Messenger RNA from Adineta steineri, 5505 nucleotides. The record is from the annotation of a GenBank genome assembly. Lineage: Eukaryota; Metazoa; Rotifera; Eurotatoria; Adinetida; Adinetidae.
AUGUUUCCAAUAUUUACUUCAAUGCAUCGACAACCUUCAAAUGAUAGUUAUUAUUUUUUACGUUAUCUUUUUUUACUAUACAUAUGUACAGCAUUUUUAAUGAUAAUUAGUGCAUUUAGUGAUGAUUUGAACGAUAAUGAAGUAUUCCCUCAUUUAUCAAUGAAUUCUAUCCAUACUGAUAAAUUUUCCUCUCCUUAUACAACGCAUAUGGAAGAAAACGAUGCUGAAGAAAAAGAACUUCUUAUGAAUUUAUUAAAAUCUUAUGAUAAUGUGAUAAAAAUUAAUCAAUCAAUAGAUUAUGAUAGAUCUUUUGAAAGUUCUUCUUCAAUAUCAUCAGUUCGAUUUAUUCCUCCAUAUCUAAAUUUUUCUCAACAAUCAAUCGCUAUUCCUCGAAUGCAAACUGUGAUAAUAAUUAAUCAGGAUCCUGAACCACUUGAACUCUAUUCAUUAUCUGAAGCAACAAAUCAAUUUUAUUCAACACUUCCAAAAGGAAAUCUUGUUCUAUCCCAUGGUGAAAAUAUAUCAAUAAAUAUUUAUUAUCUACCAAGAACAAUCGGUAAUAUCAAAACUAUAUUUACAAUAAAUACAAAUCGUGGAAAUAUUGAUUAUAAUGUUAUUGGUCGAAGUAAAACAAAUCCAUUUCGUUUACGUCCAUUAAUUAAUAUUGAAAUUCCAUUAAAUUCAACAUAUGAAUAUACAAUACAAUUUCAUAAUCCAUAUAAUUAUUCAUUAGAUAUCAAUGAAAUCUAUACAAGUGAUGAAAAUUUACGAAUUGAUUUAUUAUUAAAUAAAAAUAUAAAAAAUAAAAUAACAAAAGUUUUCGAACAUCAUGAACAAUGGCAUUUAAAAGCAUAUGAAAUGAAAUCUAUUAUAAAAAUAAAUUAUUUUGCAUAUAAACUACAUCGUUUACAUGGAUUUAUUUGUAUUAAAACAAAUUUUACUGAAUUAAUUAUUUUACCAAUAGAAAUUAAUGUUUUAAAUUAUCCAGGUCUUUAUUCAAAUGUUGAUGUAUUAGAAUUUUCUACUGAAAAAUUUAUACGUUCAAUAGCAGCACCAAUAUCAAUACCACUUUAUGUAUUCAAUAACAAUUUAGAUCCAGUGAUGCUUACUGAUGUACGUGUGGAGGAAAAACAUAGGAAAUAUAUUACUAUUCAAUACAAAACUCUACCAAUACCACCUGGAGUUCAUCGUUUAAAUCAAAUAGCUGAACUAACUAUUCAUCCAGUAUUGAUUCCUACUUCUGUUAAGCGAAUACAUGGUUAUGUUCAAGUAUAUAUACUAUCCACUAAUGAAAAACUUGCCAUUGAAAUUCCAUUUGAUGAAACAGUUAUACAUGGUUCACUUGAUUAUGAUAAAGAUAAUACUUAUAUUUAUAUUUCAUCAUCAAAUAAUGAAUUUAACAAUGAAGAAUGUACACCAAUUUCAUUUGUUAAUCGAUAUAAUAUGCCAAUAGCUAUAUAUAAUAUAACAACAGUUGAUCAAGAAAUUCUCUCAUCAUAUAUCAACAUUACAUAUCCAUCAUCUUUACUUUAUUUAUAUCCUAAUCAAUGGAAACAAUUAGUAUGUGUAACUGUUAAAGAACCAUCAUUAUCAAAUGUACUGUCUACUAAUAUUCAAGCAACACUCGAUAUUCAUUCGAAUUUAUCUACUUUUCAUUUUGUAGUUUUUUUAUACAAUGGAUUUCUUACCGUUGAUGUUUUAAGUGAUAUUACAAGUGAUGGUAUACGAAUUAAUGAAACAAAUCCAUUUGAAUUCUAUCUAGCUAGUAUACCAAUAAAUGUAUCACGUACAGUAACAUUUACAUUAACAAAUCCAAAUCCAAUUGAUAUUGCUAUUGAAAAUUUUCAUUUCACUCUACCCAAUACUGAUAUUCAACUUGAUUAUAUGCAAUUAAUAGAUGGUAAUGGAACGAAAAUAAAAUCAAUAAAUCUUUAUAAAAAUGAGAAUAUUUCUCAAUUUAUUCUUCCUGAUCAACAUCUUGCAGUUUUUUCAUUGACAAUUAACGGAGCAGAUCAACCAAAAUUUCAUAAUGAAACAAUUACUUUUAAAACACGUUAUCAAAUACUUCGUAUAAAUAUACAAUAUGAAAUUGUUGAUGGAUCAAUCGAAUUAACUAAUAAAACAUCGUUACAUAUUGAUGCAUUUCCUAAUCGUAUAGAGACAUUAGAUAUAUUUACACAUAAUAAAUUUAAUGUACCAGUCAAUGUAUUCCGAAUGGAUUUUAUAACAUAUGGAACAUGUUUUGCAUUUACUUGGAAUGAUUCGCCAAUGGGUAAUGUUAAACUUCAACCAAAUAAAAUACAAGAACUUGGUAAACUUCGUUUCAAUAUGGCUCCAUUAUGUGAAGAACCUCCAUCUGAAGCAACUUGUUAUUGUGGUCUACAUCAUCAUCCGUCAUUUAAACAAAGAUGGGAUGAAUGUGUUUCAGCAUUGAAUACAUAUGAACUUGAUCAUAGUCUUAUAAUUAAAUUUCGAAAUCUUUGGAAAGAAUGGACGUCUCUUGUUCGAAAACAGCGAAUUCAGACAAAUAUUUGGAUUUAUACUGAUCGAGCGAAUAUAUCAACACCAUUAACUAUUGAUUUUGUUUGGCCAUCUGUACUUGAUCAUAUGUUUUCAUCAUAUUCUCGUGCGCCGCUUAUCCUAGAUUUUCAAGUUAUAUUUAUCAACAUAACUAAAACACAAAAUAUCAUCAUAACAAAUCCUUCCUUAAAUCUUGUUACAUAUUCUGUUGAACUUCAUAAAGCUGAUUCGGAUAAUUUCAAAUCAAUUAUCAACGAUCAAAUUUUUACAAUUUCAACAACAUCAAAACGAGUAGAUUUAAUAAGUGGUACUUAUCAUUUUCAACUUCGACCAGCUGAACAAAUAACAUUUACUGUAUCUUAUCGGCCGACGCAAAUGAUUAAACAUGAAAUGUAUUUUAUUAUCCGAAAUAAUUUAACAAUUAUUGAAUCCAUACUUGUACGCGGUGAAGGUGGUAUUGGCAGUUUACGUGUUGGACAUCGUAAAGCUACUUCAUCUAUGAGUCCAAUUAUUAUAUCAAUAGAUGAAAAACAAUAUAAACUUUGUUUAAAUAUUCAAUCGAAUCCUUUACUUAGAAAACUUAUAACGCUUACAAAUACAGGAAAUAUGAAAACAAUCAUUUAUGACAUCUCAUUUGAUCAAAUGAAGUGUUCCGGUCAUGGUUUUUCAGCUCCUUAUUGUACAAAUAUUGAAAUAGAAUCUAACGAAAAAUAUAAUCUACAAAUUUUAUUUCAACCUGAUUAUACAUUAGUUGAAGUUAAUCGAACAUUAACAUUAAAUACAAAUAUCGGUCUUAUAUCAUUUCCAAUUAUUGUUCGUAUUCCACAACGUGUUUUAUCAACAUGUUACAAUAUAGUUCCACGUCCACGAUGGGAAUUUCGAACAUAUUGUUUAUGUUUAUGUUCAUUAAUUUUUCUUACUAUUCUAAUUUUUUUUACAGCUGGAUAUGAUGCACGAAGAAUAUAUGAUGAUUAUUUAAAUCGAUACAAAUGGCGUGUACAAAUUCAAGCAACAGACAGUAAAAUGUUCGAUCUUAGUGAUUUAUCAUUAGCCGUUCAAGAUGAAGAAAAAAUUCGCGAACGAAUUGAAUCACUUUCAUCAACAGAUGCAAAAAAAGAAACAACAUCAAAGAAUGAACUUAAAUCUAAACGUUCGACUACGCCAGUUAGCGAAAAUAGAGAACCAUCAUCGAAAGUACGAACUCCAAUUGGAUCGACAUCUUCAACAAAAUCAGGAUCAAAUAAAGCACGACGUGCAACAACAACAGAGAGUGGUUCAACAAAAUCUAUAAAAACUCACCAUGAACCGUUAGGAAAAACUCAGUCAUUACAAAGACAAAAAUCAGAUCAACAUACAACACCUCCAGUUCCAUCUAAAACUGUUUCAUCAUCAACAGUUGUAACUGAUGAUGAAAUUGAACCAUUUGUAGUUCCUCGACAAAGACGUAUUUCAAGCAAAGCAAAAGAAUCAUCAACUAAUAUAACUCCAAAAUCAAAUGCUGAUAAUAAUAAUACUGUUAUUAAACGAAAAUCUUCUAUUUAUUCUGAACAAACUAAUCCGUUAAAAUCAGAUGAUUCUUUAGAUGAUCAACAAUGGAGUAUGGUUAGUUCGAAUAAAGGACAACGUAAAGGAACGACUUCCGCUCGACGAGAAACACAUGAUGAAUCUCAUAUAACUAAUAAAACAAGUAAAGUAUCAUCAACUAAUUCAGACAAGCAAACAAUACCAUCAUUAAUGAGCAAUAUAAUUAAUCCAAUUCCUACUAAAUCAACACAUUCUCGUCGUCGUGGCGCUCGUAAACAAUCGCCUGCACCCGUUUCUAAUUUAGUAAAAAGAAAAAGUUUACAGGAUGAUACACCAUUAUAUAGUCCAAAUCGAGAAAUAGCAUUUCGUCAAUUGACAGAACAAUUAUGGGCAGCUGGUUUACCAUCAUCAACAAAUGCAUGUUCGAUGUCUAUACGUUCGCGUUGUUCAUCAGCACCACCAUCAGAACGUGAUGGUGGUGAUGAUGAUAUCGAUUGGGAUGAACCAGAUGCACCGGAUGAUGAUUUUGGUCGAUAUGCUUUACAAAAUGCAAAUUCUAUGAAUGAUUCAAAUGAUACUGAUGAACGAAUACAAACACAACAAAAAACAACACCUAUUAAUAUUCCAUCAUUGAUGUCACUAUCAAUAACACCACCAACAAUGACGACAAAUACAACACAACAAAAGUCAACGACACCUACAUCUGUCAUAAAAGAAAAUAUUGAACCAUUACCAUUUCCAUCUCAUCAUUCACCUGGUCCAAUUCAACGACCUAAUAAAUUGUCAUGUCAACCUGUUACACAAGCUUCAAUGUUUUUUAGUGAUACUAUUGAAUCACCGGAUACACCGGACGUACUUGUUCAAAUCAAUCAUCUUCUUGAUCAUCAAAAUAGUAUUACAACAGUACCAUCAACAACUAAUGUUUCCAAUUCAACAACUUCACCAUUAAUUAAUGACAUUCCAACACCAAAUGUUCCUUGGACACCAUUUUCACCAACAGAAUGGCCAUCGAAAUAUGAUUCAACAUGGCCAAUGGCUAAUAUGCCAAGUCCAAAUAUUCCUUUAACAACACAAAUACAGAAUCCAUUUGCACCACAACAACAAAGUUCAAAAGAAGAUUCAGCUGUUUGGCCAACUGCAUUAGGAACAGCAACACCACGUUCAACACCAUUAAGUACACGUACACAACCUGGUUCAGAAUGGACUGAAAUGUUUUCAUCUGCAAGUGCUUCAUCAAUUGAACCAACCAAACCAAUAAAUAAUACUUGGACAAAAUUUUUACCUGUAUCGGAAUCAUCAUCAAUCGAUAAUCAAACAACAAAUAAACCAGAAAAUGAAGUUAAUAAUCAAUUUUGGGAUUCAAUUACACAACCAAAUUCAUCGGCAUCAUGGUGGCCAAAACCGUCCACUGAUGAAAAUAAUGAUGAUAAAGAUCAUUCGCGUUGGGAUUUUGCACGUUAA